Messenger RNA from Nematolebias whitei (Rio pearlfish), 2651 nucleotides. RefSeq names its product heterochromatin protein 1, binding protein 3 (gene hp1bp3). Gene Ontology annotation, molecular function: nucleosome binding; DNA binding. Gene Ontology annotation, biological process: heterochromatin organization; nucleosome assembly. The transcript has 13 exons. The coding region runs from base 103 to 2079 and encodes 658 amino acids. The record is from RefSeq and is a predicted model, not a curated record. Lineage: Eukaryota; Metazoa; Chordata; Actinopteri; Cyprinodontiformes; Rivulidae. Gene Ontology annotation, cellular component: chromosome; nucleus; nucleosome.
AGUGGGGCGGUGCUCGUUAACAGCGAAAUCGAAAUAAAGGAUCGUGCAGACAUUUCUUUCAAAACAAAUUUUCCCGGAUAAGUUGAAGGUAACGCUCCCAUUAUGCCGAUUCGCCGUGCAGCAGCGACUCCAACUCAGGAGAAGGCGCCCUCCGCGGUUGCAGAGAAAGAUCCAGAAGCCUCCGAUGAGGAGUCGCCCUCUGCUGAUGAAGAGCAGGCAGCGUCUUCAGCUGCAAGAGGCGAAGAUGAGGAGGGGGAGAAUUCAGGUGACGCGAAUGCCGACAAGAAUGAAGACGCUGCUGAAGAGGGAGUGGAGGGAGAAAAAAAGGAUGAGAAAGAUGUGAAAUGCCCGGACUGCGAGGCUGGACAGUGCGCAACACACUGCUUUGUUCUCCUUCUAAGGAUGAAGGAUGGCUACAAGUAUGAGAAAUCCAAAACCAAGAAGGUGAAACGGACUAUUCCUGCAUGGGCUAGCGUCACUGCCAGCAAAAGCAUUCCUGUAACCAACUAUGCAGGCACGCAGUGCAAAGUGGAUAGCAUCAUUAUCGAAGCUAUAAUGUCCUCUCAGGACAAGGCAGGGAUUUCAUUCCAGUCACUCAUGAAAUAUAUUCUGAAAAAAUAUCCCAAUAUGGAGCUCGACAAGAAGAAGAAGUUUCUCAUCAAGAAAGCUAUGAAGAAACACGUGGAGAAGGGCACAGUCAAGCAGCUGAAGGGUAAAGGUCUUUCAGGAAGGUUUGCCAUCGGAAAGAAGCCUCCUCCAGCAAAGAAAGGUGCCCAGAAGCAGGAGUCUCUAGGGGAUGCUCUUCCUCUCAUCUUCACUCGACUCUGUGAGCCUAAAGAGGCCUCCUACACCCUGAUCAAGAAAUAUCUGAAGCAACACUUCCCCAACUUCAACAUCGAAAACAGGCCUGAUGUCCUGAAGUCGGCUCUGGGGAGGGCAGUAGAAAAAGGAUCUCUGGAACAAGUUACUGGGAAAGGAGCUCAAGGAACAUUCCAGCUUAAGCACACUGGAAAAGACGCCCAGCUGAAGGGCAGCACCCUGGAAGACGCCAUCACUGUUGCUAUCAUAGCCAUGAAUGAACCCAAAACCUGUAGCGCCACAUCUCUUCGCAAAUAUCUCAUCGACUCCAACAAGGACGUGAGGGAGCACCUGCUGGUGGCCAACCUGAAGAGGACCCUGACCAAGUGCAAAGUGCUCGGCUGGAUGAAGCAGCUCACUGGUCACGGCUUAAAUGGGACCUACGGACUCUCGUUUCCAUACUACCCAACUCCUACCAUCCUGUAUCCAGACAAGUUUAAAGAGCUCCCAAAGAAACCAACCAAACGGAGGCAGACAGCUGACACUUCAGAUGAAGAGGAGGAAGAGGAAGAUGAGGAGGAGGAAGAGUCAGAAGAUGAAGCUCCUCCUCCUAAGAGGAGAGCAAACGCCCUUUCACGUGCAAAUCGACGUCCUCCGCCAGCCAAGAAACCCCAGCGUGCCAGUCAACCAAAAGCUAAAAGCCGGGGCCGUACACCUGCAAAAAAGUCUCCCGUUAAAACGGCAACAUCUUCAGCCAAGAGGUCAGGAAAGAAACCGUCAGCCGCCGUCAAAGAAUCUACAGCAACACCUGUUAAGAGAGGUGCACCUUCAAGAAAGCCUAAAAAACCAGUGGUUAAAAGGCUGAGCUCAAGAAUGACCAAGAAACCAGUCUACAAGGAGUCUAGCCCCGAGCCCGAGUCUGAGGAGUCCGAAGUCGAAGAGGAACCAAAGGGCGGGUCCAAGCGAUCUAAACCAGAGUCGUCACCAGAGCCUGAAGUUGAAAAGGAGACAAAAAGAGGCGGAGCCAAGCGAGCCAAACCCGAGUCAUCCCCCAAGGCGCCCAAAGCUGCAAAGGGAGCAGCGAGAGGCGUGUCCAAACGGUCUAAGCCUGAGGACCCUACCCCAGAAGAGCCUCCAGUGAAAAAACAGGCAACCAAAGGUGGGUCCAAACGUUCUGAGGAAGCGUCGUCCCCUAAGCCCCCACCUGAGAAACCUGAUGUCAAAAAAGCUGCCAAGAGCAGCAAACAGUCCCCUCGAAAGUCUAAGAGGGGCAAAAACUAAGACCAACGGCGCCUUCCAGUAACUGGGCUGUGCUAUAUGUUUUUUGUUUUCUAUUUUUAUCAUUGCUUUCUCCCCUUUUUUUAGAGGGCGGUAGUUUUAGUAGUUUAAAAGUUUUUUUUUUUUUUUUUCUAUUGUUGAAUAACAGUGUUAUUCUGACAGUUAUGUUAGCUGUACUCGGACGUUCUUUUAACCCUGAUGUGUAGAAACGCUUGGUUAGUGUUGCUGUUGAAGCUGCCAGUUUGAGAAAGGAUAGCAAAACGCACCAUACUGUAAUUAGAGCCGUGUUGUUCCUCAGUAGGCACUGGCAGCACACAUUCCUCAUUUCAAAGAAGUGUUCUGGAGGGGGCGGAGUGUCUAAUUUUAAGUUUUAUUUUUUACCUAAUUUAAUAUCUUUAUCCUGUCACGAUAAAAUCACAGCAUUUUGGUCGUGCACAAUCUGAAAAAUCCACGUGUAACCUUUCGUUUUUUCUUAAAAAAAAAAACAAAAAAAAAGCCUGCUGGAGCUCAUGCUGAUGAUUUAUAUGAAGAUAAAACACUGUUAGUAUUCAAAUCACGUUCAAGAAAAAAAAAAA